AUGUCUACAAGAAGAACAUCAUCUGUGGGGUCUGCAUCAAAUCAUAAAGACUGGAGGCUUGAUUGUAAAGUUUAUGUUGGAGAUUUAGGAUAUGGUGCAGCAAAGCAGGAAUUAGAAGAUGCCUUUUCCAAACAUGGCCAGUUGAAAAAUGUAUGGAUAGCUAGACGUCCACCGGGAUUUGCCUUUAUUGAAUUUGUUGAUCCAUUAGAUGCUGAAGAUGCCACUAGAGCUUUAGAUGGAACGAGAAUGAAUGGAAGAAAGGUUAGAGUUGAGAUGUCAUCAGGAAAGUCUAGAUGGGGCAGUGGAGGUCCUCCAAAAAGAGGAUCAUAUUAUGGUGGUGGAAGAGACGAACCAUACCACCGACCACGUAGGGGAAGAUCCAGGUAA
Lottia gigantea (owl limpet) is the source of this 387-nucleotide messenger RNA. RefSeq lists its product as hypothetical. Gene Ontology annotation, molecular function: RNA binding. Gene Ontology annotation, cellular component: nuclear speck. Gene Ontology annotation, biological process: mRNA splicing, via spliceosome. The coding region runs from base 1 to 387 and encodes 128 amino acids. The transcript has 2 exons. The record is from RefSeq and is a predicted model, not a curated record. Lineage: Eukaryota; Metazoa; Mollusca; Gastropoda; Lottiidae.